This is a messenger RNA of Dictyostelium discoideum AX4, 1506 nucleotides long. It is a transcript of the gene pepD, whose product is annotated as peptidase D. The coding region runs from base 1 to 1506 and encodes 501 amino acids. The record is from RefSeq and is a predicted model, not a curated record. The transcript is spliced from 2 exons. NCBI's taxonomy places the organism in Eukaryota, Evosea, Eumycetozoa, Dictyosteliales, Dictyosteliaceae.
AUGUCAGUACAUCCAAGAAACCAAGGUAAAGAUGAUUGUUGUGAAAAAACACAUCUUGAUAGUCAAUACUCUCCAGGUUAUUACUGGUUAGGUAAUAAUACAUUAAAAGUACCAUUAGUUUUACAUAAAGAAAAUAGACAAAGAUUAGUUUCUCAAAUUUUAUCAAAACAUAAAGAUCAAGUUAAAGAAAAUUCAUUUAUUUUAUUAGAAAGUGGUAAAUCAACAAUGCAAUAUGAUACAGAUCAUGAACCAUUAUUUAAACAAGAAAGAUACUUUUUUUGGACAUUUGGUUCAGAUAUUCCAGAUUGUUUUGGUAUUGUUGGAUUGGAUGAACAAGCAACUAGUAUUUUAUGUAUUCCAAAAUUGCCAGCUGAAUAUGCAACAUGGAUGGGAGAAAUUCGUUCAAAAGAAUACUAUAAAUCGAUCUUUUUAGUCGACCAAGUAUUAUAUGUCGAUGAGAUGAUGGAUUACUUAAAGAGUAAGAACGCAUCCACAAUCUACACCAUCUUGGGUACCAACACCGAUAGUGGCUCAACAUUUGUAGAACCACAAUAUCCAGGUUUAAGAGAGACUUUCAAUGUAAACAAUACUUUAUUAUUCCCAGAGAUUGCCGAAUGUCGUGUAAUUAAAUCACCAAAGGAGGUUGAGGUAAUUCGUUAUUGUGUCGAUGCUUCCGUUUCUGCACAUAAACAUGUCAUGCGUAAAGUCAAGGUUGGCUUAAAGGAGUACCAAUGUGAAAGUGAGUUCCUUCAUCAUGUUUACAAUGAAUGGGGUUGUAGAAAUGUUGGUUAUACUUGUAUUUGUGCCGCCAAUAAGAACUCUGCCGUCCUCCAUUAUGGUCAUGCAGGUGAACCAAACUCUGCCACCAUCAGUGAGAAUGGUUUCUGUUUAUUCGAUAUGGGUGCUGAAUAUCAUAGCUAUACCGCCGAUAUCACCUGUUCUUUCCCUGCCACCGGUAAAUUCAGUCCAGAACAAAGAGUUGUCUAUCAAGCCGUAUUGGAUGCUUCAGUAGCCGUUAUGGAAGCAAUGAGACCAGGCGUUUCUUGGGUAGAUAUGCAUAAAUUGGCUGAACGUUGUAUUUUAGCUGCCUUAUUGAAAGCUGGAAUUUUGGUUGGUGACCUUCAAGAUCUAAUUGCCAAUAAAAUUGGUUCAGUUUUCUUCCCACAUGGUUUAGGUCACUUCCUUGGUUUGGAUACACAUGAUGUAGGUGGUUAUUUAGGUGAUUGUCAACCAAAAGUUCAUUCACUCAGAACUACUCGUACCCUCAAAGCUGGUAUGGUCAUCACUUCUGAACCUGGUUGCUAUUUCAUCAAUCAUUUACUCACUCAAGCUUUAUCAAAUCCUGAAACUGCCAAAUUCUUUAAUCUCACCGAAUUAGAUAAAUAUCGUAACAUUGGUGGUGUACGUAUUGAAGAUGAUAUUUUAGUCACUGAAACUGGUUGUGAUAAUCUUUCAAAAAAUUUACCAAGAACUAUUGAUGAAAUUGAAGCUUUUAUGUUAAAAUAA